AUGGAACUUCGGUGUGCGGUGUCAGUGCUCCUGGCACUUCUUGCCCAUUUUCGAGUGCAGGCCGUUUUGUGGCCAGACCAGAAUCCUUCGGAGGAGCACCUGGCCACUGAGAUCUCAGCCACUCUGCAGAAGAUCUUCACCAAUAGCUUUGCGGUCAAUAAUUUAAGUAUCUUUAUUAGCACCGCUUACGAAAAAAUGGACAGGGAUCGUGUGAACCUGGUCCAUCUAGUCCUGGAUCGCAGUUUAAUGCGUCUGAAUUGUCCAGUGCCCGUGGUUCUGGAUUCCCGAAUGAACCGUAAGCUAGCCACCCAAGUCAGCACCCAGUUGCUCUUCGUUCAAAACGCCCAACAGGUCAAGGCCGUAGCCGAUGGCAUAGAGAUAAAUCAUUUGUGCAUUGUGGUAUUGCUGUCAUUCCUGUCGGAUUCGGAGGAACGUUCCAUAAUGUCCACCAUAUUCGCAUAUUUCUUGCAACAGCGCUACAACAUAAACGUGGCUAUCGUGGUGCCCAGUUUGCAGGGAGUCCGGGGAUUCAAUGUCCUGCCAUACACCGCCGAAAGUUGCACGAGCACGGAACCGGUGGCAAUCGAUUUGAAGGAUUCCCGCAUACGAGAUCUCUAUCCGGAGCGGUUGAAGAACCUGCAUGGCUGUCCACUAAGCGUCAUUGUGUGGGACAUACCGCCCUAUAUGAAGGUGCAUUGGGAGCGAAGCGAUCCCCUGACCAUGCUGGAAGGAUUGGAUGGCAGACUGCUGAGGAUCCUGGCCCGUAAGAUGAACUUUACGCUGGAGUUGAUCCCGAAUGAACCGGCUGGACUGAUUGGUGGUUCCAGCUAUAUGAAUGGCACCUUCACGGGUGCCUAUAAAAUGCUCCGCGAGAGGAGGGCCAAUAUGACCAUUGGGUGUGCCGCCUGUACGACGGAGAGAUCCGCCUAUUUGGCAGUCACUGUACCCUACAGCCAGCUGUCCUACAUAAUAGUGAUGCGGGCCAGAGAUGGCUAUAGCAUCUAUGAAGUAAUGUUGUUUCCCUUCAACAGAUAUACCUGGUUAUUCCUGGGAGCUAUUCUCUGCCUUCAUAGGAUUCUGCAUAGAUGCUGGCUAGUGCCGGCUCCGGUUUUCGCUGGCUGGAUGCUCUGGAUAUUUGUCAUUCGCGUCAGCUACGAGGCUUCUGUUUUUAAUUUCAUACACAACUCACCGGUGAAGCCAUCACCUCGCACAUUUGAGGAAACAUUGAAUGUAGGCUUUCGUUUUAUCACCGAUCACGCCACCUACCGGAUGACCUUGAAACUACCGGCUUUUGAGGGGAAAACCGCAAUAUCGCCGGGGCAACCAGUGGAUGUUUUCCAUACCCUUUUGAAGGCUCCUUGGAAAACGGGCGCCUUCACAAGUCGCUCUUUUCUGGCCGAAUACUUGGUCAAACAUAGAAACCAUCGAAGUCAGUUGGUGAUUCUGGCCGAGAAGAUCGUCGACAAUAUGAUAUGCAUGUACUUUCCCUAUGGCUCCUACUUCGCCUGGGAGAUCAGUCAUCUGCUCUUCAAAAUGCGCAGCUUUGGCCUGUUCCAGCACCAUUCGCAGAUCCUCGCGUGGAACAGCAUGCCCACCACCACGGAUGCCCCGGAUCCCAGAUCGGCGCGAUAUGCUCAACGUGAGGAUGCUGCCACGGGAUUCGCCAAAUCCAUGGGCUUCGUCCUGGCGGCCCUUAACUGCCUGAUGGCAGCCCUCGGCGUUUCCAUUCUCGUUUUUGGGCUAGAGCACCUCAGUCACACGCACCGCUCGCCGAGAUUGACUUGGCUAAUGGAGAGAAUUUGA
Molecule: messenger RNA, 1803 nt
Organism: Drosophila elegans
Lineage: Eukaryota; Metazoa; Arthropoda; Insecta; Diptera; Drosophilidae
Gene: Ir7d
Exons: 2
Coding region: 1-1803 (600 amino acids)
Source: RefSeq, a predicted model, not a curated record